CAUUCGAACAGGAGGAAAAAAAAUAGUAUUCGGUAUCUGCUGCGUCGUCGACAAUAAACCAAACAGCUUACAAGGGUUGAAUUUAUUCUCAUUUAUUCAACAUUCCGGACGAAACCGAAAACGAAUAGCACGACAGCGGACAACGACGAUGGGUUUCUACGUUACGUCAAGGGUAUUUCGACAAUUGCGCCCGGUUUGCUUCCAGCUUUCGGUUCGCUACUUUUCCGUGACCGAUCAACACAACACUCGUCUGGCAGAGGUGGGUAAAUUGGAGCUUCCAAAGGCGCAGGGAAAGUAUGAAACCGGGCAGCUAUUCCUGCACCGCGUAUUCGGUUACCGUGGGGUGAUCUUAUUCCCAUGGUUGGCUCGAGUGUACGAUCGGGAUUUACCAUCGCAGAACAAAAGUGUGCAGAGCGACUCAACCGUUGCACCGGCCGGUAGUGACUCGUCAACACCUCCAAAUACCGCCAAGGAGGUACAGAAAAAGACUCACACCUUCUAUCAGGUUUUGAUCGAUCAACGCGAUUGUCCGUACAUACGAGCCCAGACGGAGGCUGUAACAUUCCUGGGUAAUCAAGAAUCCAGCCGCAGUUUGUAUGCCAUCCCGGGGUUAGACUACGUGGCCCAUGAGGACAUCUUGCCGUACAGUUCCGGAGAGCAGCAUCCAUUGCAACACGAGUUGUUUGAUAAGUUUUUGGCGCAUCAACCGGAUAAGGAUCCCCCGUUCAGUGCGCAGGACACGCUCCGGGCAUGGCAGAAGAAGAAUCAUCCCUGGCUGGAACUUUCCGAUGUGCACAAGGAAACGACCGAAGGUAUUCGAGUAACGGUGAUUCCUUUCUACAUGGGAUGCCGCGAGACGCCAGCCGCUUCCGUGUACUGGUGGCGCUAUUGCAUCCGUCUGGAAAAUCUCGGAGAGCUGAGUGUGCAGCUCCGCGAACGACACUGGAGAAUCUUUUCCCUCUCGGGAACAUUAGAAACCGUCCGUGGUCGAGGGGUUGUCGGUCAGGAACCCGUGCUCAGUCCACGCCUACCGGCUUUUCAGUACAGCUCCCACGUGAGCCUGCAGGCUCCCAGUGGUCAUAUGUGGGGUACCUUCCGAAUGGAGCGGGAAGAUGGACACAUGUUCGAUUGCCGCAUACCACCCUUCUCCCUUGAGAGUAAACCGGAUGAUAGCGGAAAUCCUUCAGACGAUUCCUCCAACAAUUCAAGCAGUUCCGGUUCGACAACAUCGACAACGGGUGGAGGGUCUUCGAGCUCCGCAGGAGGCGGCGGAAGCAGUAGCUCAGGAGGAGCCACCUCGUUGGAGGAUUUGUUUUGACGACGAGGAAGUCCGAUGUAACAUGUUUAAAAAAUUAUAUUUAUUGAACAGUACGAAAGCUUUCCGCUACGCAAAGCGACGAUCCAGUGAAACACUACUUCGUUGUACAUAUGAUUUAAUAUUUCUUUAAAGUAAUCCAGUACCUACCUAUCGAAUCACAUAAGAAGAGGCAAUUACAUGGAAAUUGCGAGUGAAAA
Molecule: messenger RNA, 1515 nt
Organism: Ochlerotatus camptorhynchus
Lineage: Eukaryota; Metazoa; Arthropoda; Insecta; Diptera; Culicidae
Gene: POLDIP2
Product: DNA polymerase delta interacting protein 2
Exons: 3
Coding region: 149-1318 (389 amino acids)
Biological process (GO): error-free translesion synthesis
Cellular component (GO): nucleus; mitochondrial nucleoid
Molecular function (GO): DNA binding
Source: RefSeq, a predicted model, not a curated record